AUGGAUGAGUCGCUAGAUUCUGUCUCCGAACGUCUUCGACGCCGUCGAUUUCUUGUACUUGACCGACACAAGCAGUCUCAACCUCAGAAACUUGAUGAGGUUCCUGAUGAUUACAGUCCCAGGAGCACAGAUAGCCCGUCAGCCUCUCGUCCGCCUAUUCCACAACCAGUAGCCAUUCAAGUUGAGGACGAGGAUGGACAACAGAUCCCAACAUUGGACUUUGACGGUUCUUUCCCACCACCAUCUCCAUCCGCGAAAAGUGUUAGUGAUGACGAUCUGCAAUCUCAUCUAUCGUUCAUAAUGAAGGAACGGCUGCAUACAAUGGCUAAGGAGGUGCAACGUCGAACGUCAGCUGUACGGGAGACUUUGAUCAAGGAGACACCGGAAGACUCGUUCUCGAUGUCUUCCGCCGGUGUACCUACGGAAGAACAUCGGCCAAGCCUUAUGUCUCUUAUCGGGCUGCAGGGUGGAACACAGGACGAAGGAGAAGAGAACAAGGGACGAUGGUGGUUACCAGAAAGUCUUCAUCCUUAUGGUCGAUUCUACAUGACAUGGCUGUUUUUGGUCACCACAGCUUUUCUCUACAAUGCUUACUGUAUACCGCUGAGAAGUUCCUAUCCCUAUCAAACUAAAUCAAAUUUGAUCUACUGGUUAAUUCUCGACUACACGUGUGAUUUUAUCUACUUCAUAGACAUGGUGCUUAUAAAGCCGAGGCUUAGAUUCAUGAAAGGAGGAAUAUCUGUAAAAUCACGUGAUGAGACGUUGAAGCAUUACCUGAUGAGCUCAAUAUUCAAACUAGAUCUUAUUGCAAUGAUUCCUACUGACCUCAUCUACAUCUACUCCGGACCGACACCAAUCUGGCGCCUGAACAAAGUGACCAAGAUACCUUCGUUUUGGCAAUUGUUCGACCUGCUUGAUAACUCGUUCUCUUCUCCUUCUGUUAUCAGAGUUACCCGUACGUUGUCCUACAUGAUCUACAUUAUUCAUUGCAACAGCUGUAUUUACUACCUAUUAAGCGCAUGGCAAGCGUUUGGACAAAUUGCCUAUCACGAAAACGGGAAAUGGUACCUUAACAAGUGGGUGUACAAUAAUCAAGGAAAUGCGUACAUACGAUGCUUCUACUUUACUGCAGCGGUGGCCACAUCAACUGGGAACAAUCCGGCGCCUACUAACGUCAUUGAGUACGUUUACAUGACUUGCUCUUGGAUGAUGGGAGUGUUCGUGUUUGCUCUUCUGCUCGGACAGAUCCGUGAUAUCGUAUCCAACGCUAAUCGCACGCGAGAAGAGUAUCGACGAAAAAUGGAUAUGGCAUUGUCCGAGUGCAAACGUCUAGGGCUACCGAAAGAGCUUACUAAUCGUGUUCGUGACUGGUUCAUCUACACAUGGGAACAGCAAAAAACUCUCGAUGAAAAGAAACUUAUUGAGAAGCUUCCGCUGAAACUUCAGACAGAUUUGGCGCUUUCGGUACACUAUAACACACUCAGCAAAGUUCAACUUUUCCAGGAUUGUGACCGUGCCCUUCUAAGGGAUCUCGUACUCAAGCUAAGACCUGUGAUUUUCCUUCCGGGAGAUAUGAUUUGUAGAAAGGGGAACGUAGGGAAGGAAAUGUAUAUAGUCAACCAAGGCGUCCUCCAAGUUGUGGGUGGAGAAAACAAUAAGACCGUGUUUGCAGAGUUAACUCAAGGAUCUGUAUUUGGCGAAAUCAGUUUGUUAGCUAUCGGUGGCAAUAAUCGGAGAACGGCCUCUAUUAGAGCGAAAGGAUACGCGACUCUUUUCGUUUUGGCUAAAGAAGACUUGAAUGACGUCAUCAAGUACUAUCCUCAAGCGCAAAUUCUACUCAAACGAAAAGCAGCACAAAUGCUGAAAAAUGACAAGAAGGCCGAUACAACGGCAGUGGAGGAACGAGGACUUGAAGAGACGUGCCGUCUUUCUGGUCUUGGUACUCCUCGAAUGCUGCGCGUAGUAGCAAAGGUGCUAAGUCCAGAAAAGCACUCAACAGCUCAACUAAAAGAAGCCAUUGAUAAAGGAGACCAGAGGCGGCGAACAUCGAUCUACCCCUGGUCAACAGUUCAGAAAGACGACCUCUCAGAUGAUUCCGCAUUUGAAGGAGGCUCCGAAGAUGAAGAAGAUGAGGCUGAGGAGUGUCAGGAUGCAAAUGACGGUCAGCAAGAGUUGUCGGAAGCGGAUCCGCAAUGA
This is a messenger RNA of Necator americanus (New World hookworm), 2196 nucleotides long. RefSeq lists its product as uncharacterized. The transcript is spliced from 19 exons. The coding region runs from base 1 to 2196 and encodes 731 amino acids. Gene Ontology annotation, biological process: monoatomic cation transmembrane transport. NCBI's taxonomy places the organism in Eukaryota, Metazoa, Nematoda, Chromadorea, Rhabditida, Ancylostomatidae. The record is from RefSeq and is a predicted model, not a curated record. Gene Ontology annotation, cellular component: plasma membrane; intracellular cyclic nucleotide activated cation channel complex. Gene Ontology annotation, molecular function: cGMP binding; protein-containing complex binding; intracellularly cGMP-activated cation channel activity.